UCCCGUCACCGUCGGGGGGUCCCGCCGGGGCCGCCGUGUCGCGACAGUCGCGACGGGCGCGGGCGGCUCCGAGCGGCACCGGCGCCUCCCGGUUCUCCCUGCCCCGGGAUCUUCCCGCUUUUCCCCGUUCCCAUCCCGGGCUCUUCCCGGUUUUUCCCCCGUUCCCAUCCCGGGCUCUUCCCGGUUUUUCCCCCGUUCCCAUCCCGGUCUGUUCCCGGUUUUUCCCCGUUCCUCCCGGGCUCUUUCUGGGGUUUUUUUCCCCGAUUUUUCCCCCACUCUCAUCCCAGUCUAUUCCCGGGUUUUCCCCGUUCCCAUCCCGGUCUGUUCCCCGUUUUUCCCCUAUUCCCAUCCCGAGCUCUUCCCGGUUUUUCCCCGCUCCCACCCCGGCUUUUCCCCGCUCGCAUCUCGGCGCUUUCCCGGUUUUCCUCCUCUCCACUCCCGGUUCCUGCCCGGUUCUCCCUCGGUCCGCUCCCGCUUUCCUCCCGCUCCCAUCCCGGGCUCUUCCCGCUCCUUUCCCUCGCUCCCAUCCCGGUUUUUUCCCGUUCCCUCCCCUCUCCGUUCCCGAUUUUCUCCCGCUCCGUUCCCGGUCUCCUCCCGCUCCUCUCCCGGCGCUUUCCCGGUUCCUCCCCGGUUUCUUCCCGGUCCCGUCCCGGUUUCCUCCCGCUCUCAUCCCGGUUUUCCUGCCUUUUCCCGCUUUUUCCCGCUUUUCCCGAUGUUUCGUCUCCCCGCAGCCGCCGGGAUGAAGCCGGAGGAGGCUCCGUCCUGCCGGGAGCAGGGAACGCCGCUCCCGGGAGCCGGCUCCCCUCCCGCGGGGCCGGUGCGCUGCGCGGGCUGCGGCCGCGGCAUCCGGGACCGGUUCCUGCUGCGGGUGAACGAGCGCUCGUGGCACGAGCGGUGCCUGCGCUGCUCCGAGUGCGGCCGGGGGCUGCGGGGCCGCUGCUUCAGCCGCGAGCCGCCGCCUGCUCUGCGGCCCCGACUACGACAGGCUGUUCCCGCGGCGCUGCAGCCGCUGCCUGGGCGCCGUGGGGCGCUCGGAGCGGAUCCUGCGCCUCCCCGGGCGCCUUUUCCACGAGCGCUGCUGGGCUGCGGCCGCUGCGGGCGCCGCCUGCGCCGCGGGGACGAGUUCGUGCUGCGGGACGGGCGCGUGCUGUGCCGGGGCCACGCCGAGCCCGCGCCGCGGGGAGCGCCCGGCGCCGCGGGGGGGAGCACGCAGGUAAAAAUUUUUGGGGAUGGGUGGAUUUUUUUUUGGGCUGGAACAACCAAACCUUUCCUCAGGAACUCCAGGGCUGGAAAGGCCCAAAACCCCAAAACUCCUCUGGGAAUUCCAACUCCCAGUGACGGAUUUUUAUUUUUUUCCCCCAAAAUUCCCUUUUUUUUUGUUUUUUUAUUUUUUUCCCAGCCACAGCUGGCAGCGAGGACGAGGAGGGCCGGGAUUCCCGACGCUCCCGGAAUUCCGAGGGGAAGGAUCCCCAAACGUUCCAAGCGGCCCCGAACCAUCCUGAGCUCCCAACAGCGCCGCGCCUUCAGAGCCUCCUUCGAGGUCUCCUCCAAACCCUGCCGGAAGGUGCGGGAGACGCUGGCGGCCGAGACCGGGCUGACGGUCCGGGUGGUCCAGGUGUGGUUCCAGAACCAACGAGCCAAGAUGAAGAAGAUUGCCCGCAGGCAGCAGCAGCAGGAGCAGCUCGGGAAUUCCAGAGGGGGAAUUCCAGCAGGGAGAGGAUCCGGGAGGAGCGGCCGGGAUGGGAACGAGGAUGAGGAGGGCCUGCAGCAGAUCCUGGUCCCGUUUUCCCGGAUUCCGGAGCCCAACGGAUUCGGGAGCGAGGCCGGAACGUUCCGGGGAACGGCGCCCCCGGAGCUGCGGCCCUACGACUCUGAGGGAGUUUUCCGGGAGUUGGACGGGGACGCGCUGGGAUCCUUGAUUCCCACGGAGAAUUCCCAGCAGCUGAUCCUCGGGAAUGCCGGAAUUCCCGAAAUCCCCGCGCCCGGAAUCCCAUGGAGCGCCUGUACUCCAUGCAGAGCUCCUACUUCACCUCCUGACAUCCCGGAAUUCCCGAAAAUCCCAGUCCUGGGAAUCCCAAAAAAACGGGGUCGAACCCCUCCAAGAUUCCGCUGGAAUUUGGGAUUUUCCUUCUGCUCCCGUGCCAAUUUUUGGGAAUUUUUGUGGGGGGAUUUUUUUGGGAAUGCUUCUUUUUUUUUUUCCUUUCUUUUUUUGCAUGUCCGGUGGGAAAUAAAUCCCAGAAAAAAAAUUUAAAAAGAGAGAAAAGUUUUAAAAGUUUUGGGAAUUUGGGGAUUUUGGGGUGGGAUUGGAAUUCCCAGGAAUUUUGGGGCUCCCAAGGGUUGAGAAGGCUCCUGGAAUUCCCAGGAUUUUUUUUUUUUCAUGGAAAACACUGACUCCAAUCCUGAAUAAUUCCACGGGA
This is a messenger RNA of Passer domesticus (house sparrow), 2417 nucleotides long. Its product is annotated as LIM homeobox transcription factor 1-beta-like. The record is from RefSeq and is a predicted model, not a curated record. Gene Ontology annotation, cellular component: nucleus. Gene Ontology annotation, molecular function: DNA-binding transcription factor activity, RNA polymerase II-specific; RNA polymerase II transcription regulatory region sequence-specific DNA binding. Gene Ontology annotation, biological process: neuron differentiation; regulation of transcription by RNA polymerase II. NCBI's taxonomy places the organism in Eukaryota, Metazoa, Chordata, Aves, Passeriformes, Passeridae.